Messenger RNA from Amphiprion ocellaris (clown anemonefish), 2951 nucleotides. It is a transcript of the gene myb, whose product is annotated as v-myb avian myeloblastosis viral oncogene homolog. Bases 136 to 1968 code for a protein of 610 amino acids. Lineage: Eukaryota; Metazoa; Chordata; Actinopteri; Pomacentridae. Gene Ontology annotation, molecular function: DNA-binding transcription factor activity, RNA polymerase II-specific; RNA polymerase II cis-regulatory region sequence-specific DNA binding. The transcript is spliced from 16 exons. Gene Ontology annotation, biological process: regulation of DNA-templated transcription. The record is from RefSeq and is a predicted model, not a curated record. Gene Ontology annotation, cellular component: nucleus.
GAGCCGGGAUGCGGAGGAAGGGAGGAGAAGCGGGCGGAGGCAGCCGCAGUUUAAAUUAAUGUCAAGCUACCUCCAGUCCGGAGAAGCAGCCGAGAGAGCGACGGAUCCAGAGACCCGCAGCCGCCUCCAGGAGCCAUGACCCGGCGGCCCAGAAACAGUGUUUACAGCAGCGAGGAGGAUGAGGAGGAGGCCGAGAUGUACGAGCACGACUACGACGGCUCUCUGGCCAAGACGGGCAAACGGCACCUCGGUAAAACCCGCUGGACCCGAGAGGAGGACGAGAAGCUGAAGAAACUGGUGGAGCUUCACGGCUCUGAAGACUGGAAGCUCAUUGCCAGCCUGUUAACGAACCGGACGGACGUUCAGUGUCAACACCGGUGGCAGAAAGUUCUGAACCCGGAGCUGAUCAAAGGACCGUGGACCAAAGAGGAGGACCAGAGGGUGAUCGAGCUGGUCCAGAAGUAUGGAGCCAAGCGCUGGUCCGUCAUCGCCAAGCACCUGAAGGGUCGCAUCGGGAAGCAGUGCCGCGAGCGCUGGCACAACCACCUGAACCCGGAGGUGAAGAAGACGUCGUGGACCGAGGAGGAGGACCGGAUCAUCUACCAGGCCCACGAGAAGCUGGGGAACCGCUGGGCCGAGAUCGCCAAGCUGCUGCCCGGCAGGACGGAUAACGCCAUCAAGAACCACUGGAACUCCACCAUGAGGAGGAAGGUGGAGCAGGAAGGCUACCUGCAGAGCUCGGCCAAGAACACCGGCUCCUCGCUCUCCAUUGGCCACGGCUACGUCAAGACGGCCAAUCACAUCAUGGGCUUCCCCCACCACUCGCCCAAUCAGCUCCCUCCGCUGUCGCCGCUCAGCUACAACUUCAUGACCGACAGAGUGCCGUUCCCGAUGGCGUUACACCUGAACAUCCUGAACAUCCCCAACAUCCCUCACCCUGGCACUGCUGCUAUCCAGAGACACUAUGGAGACGAGGACCCAGAGAAGGAGCAGAGGGUGAAGGAGAUCGAGCUGCUGCUGAUGUCCACGGAGAACGAGCUGCGAGGCCAGCCGGCGCUGCCCAUGAACCUUCCCUUCCACAGCUGGACCAGCCACGGUUCUGUGGGUUCUGACGGACCGGUUCUGUCUCUACCUCACCACCAGACGGCCGCCCCGUCGCUGCCGCUAGACCAGAGCUGCCUGCCGGAGGAGAGCGCCUCGGCGACGCGCGCCCACAGCACCAACAGCGGCGGCAGCAACAGUAACCAUAGCAACCACAGCUCACCACAGUUCUCCAACCAGAUCCCAGAGUUCAUGGAGUCCGUCAUCGACUCGUUCCUGAACCAGUCGAUGAGCCCUGAACACUCGGACAGCGACAGCAUCCCGAUGACUUCUCCGGUCGACUCCAAACCUCUGAUGGAGUCGGUCCGGCCUCAGAAGGAGAACGAAAUGUUCAGGACUCCAAACAUCCGCCGGUCGAUCCUAGAGUCGACUCCUCGGACGCCGACGCCCUUCAGGUCGUCGCUGGCGCAGCAGGAGGCCAAGUACGGACCUCUGAAGCUGCAGAACACCCCUCUGGAGCAGCAGAUGGUUGAGUCCAUCAAACAGGAGCCGAUGGAAUGUUCCAUCGAUCAGCCGCCGCUGAAGAAGAUCAAGCAGGAGGCGGAGUCUCCCUGUGAGAGGAGUCCCUGCAUGCAGUGGGAAGGUCAGGAUCUCCACACUCAGCUCUUCUCGCCCAACGGACCGCCUCAGGAAGUUCCUGACCUGCUAACGAGCUCGUUACUGACUGAGGACAGCCAUAAAUACCACCUGCCUCACAGAGGAGGCAGCAGCCCCAUACAGCUCUGGACCAGAGAUCUUCGUCUUUUCCACUCCUUCCCAGGUCAUCCACUGCCCCUGCUUCGCCUGCGCGAUGGCUUUUGCGCGCCUGUCUGCUUCCUGUUGCCGUCGUACUUCCUGAACCGAGCCAUUUCCUUGUGUAGAAGCUAACCAGUCUCUCCAGCUUUUCCACCUUAGACACUGGGACUUCAUACAGGCUGAGCUCCUGGGAACAGGCGACCUGUGGGAAAGCCGAGGAUCACCUUUUAGCGUCGGAGCAGAAGUACAUUAACACUUAUCCGACCAGGACGCUGGUGAUGUAGGCGGAGCCUGGGCAGACGCUGCUGAUGUAGGCGGAGCCUUGGCGGACCGUCUUAUUUGUUGUGGUACAACAGUUUGGGAGAGGCUUCGUGCCGAUUGGUGUUUUUACACUCACACUCGUUGGGAUUUCAACCAACCAAAGACUCUGUUUUUUACGAAUCUUUUAUAUUCGCUUUGGGUUUUUAUGAACGUACUCCUGAUCUGUGUUUUUACUGUUGUAUUAUAAAAUGGGAAACGGUGAUUCUGUUUGCAUCGGGCUGUAUUUUUAAUUACAAAUUUUGACAUUAAUAUAAAGAACAAGUUGAUUAAUUUAUUGUUUUGUUGUUGGCCGACGGAGCAGUGUUGUUUAAAGUAUUUAAGCCCUUCUAGCAUUACCACUCAGCAUGUUAAGGAUUUCAAACUGACCUCUGGAUUUCACUUCCUGUUCGCUUUUCAUGGGUCUGCUGAGAAUUUCAAGUGUUUGAAGAGUAUUAGCGCAUCGCCAGCUUUAUUUCACGAGGACUAAAUUCAUUUCAACGUCUGGUUUAUCUGUGGGGACGAGAACAAACUGAUCUGUAGAGUUUAUUUAUGAGCUUCACCCAGUGGGAGUCGCACCAAGCUGAUCAAUCCUCCGUCAGAAACACUCACUUUUAUUUGUGCCCAGCUGAACCUUUUUCUACGUUUUUUACAGACGGUCGGCGCCCAACACUGAGCAGUUCAUGUUUUUAUGCCUGUUUUUGAUACUAGCUUUGAGCAGAGAUUGUUUUCAUAAACGCCUUUUUACAUGCCAAGUUUUCAUGUUUUUAUACUUUUCUAAACUGCCUAGUAAAUAAAGUGUGCUGUUUUUAUUACGA